Paramuricea clavata is the source of this 11670-nucleotide messenger RNA. The record is from the annotation of a GenBank genome assembly. Lineage: Eukaryota; Metazoa; Cnidaria; Anthozoa; Malacalcyonacea; Plexauridae.
GGGUGUUGAUGGUGAUGUUAAUGAUAAUCACGAGGAUGAUGAAGACGAAUAUGAAGAUGAUGAUGAAGAUGUUCCAGGUCAGAUAUAAUUACUACAUACACUCACUACAGUCGUUUGUGUUCGGGGAUAAACACACGCCAGAAGUUACAUGGUUUGGUUUGAAUAUUCUCACUCCAAGUAUUUCAUACCGAACGUUUUGUUCGAAUAAAAUAUUCGGACAGUUUGGUUUGAACACAUUCAUACCAAAAGUUUGGAUUGAACAUUUUCAUUCUAAAACUUUGAUUUGAAUAUUUUAAUUUCAAGAGCAGCACUUUGGAGUUUUGUAGAUUCUGUAUAUCCUCGAUACCUUUUUUGUACAUAAAUUAUUAGAUCAUCAUGCAUUCAAACUACUAUGUUCUGUGUAUUCUAUUUUAGACGAAUUAAAGUUGGAUUACGUCGACGAGAAAACAGGAGAACCAUCACCACGGUAGGGUAAUUUGAACUGGAUUAUUUUCCCUUCUUGAAUUCAUACACAUAUUUGGCAGUUAAUUCCUAUAAUACAUGCAUACAAUAUACUUUACUGUUUAUUGCACUAUUUCCCCAAUGUCCUCGUUUGCAUGUUAACAUGGCAGGCGCACAUGAAGGAAAACGAUGAAAACGAGACCAUUAGAGCAAGAGAGCAGCAAACAAUACAGACUAUUAAAGUUGUUUUCACACCAUUGUCAUACGUGCGCACGACAAACUAUGUACUAUAACAAUUGUAUUGUAUAGCUUCAUGCAAUUAACUUAUUUCUUCCAGACCUAACUCCCACGCGAAACUUGGAAAAAAGUUAAGCAGAAACCAUGGACCAAUUGUUACCAACACUACUUUGAAUGUUUUACGAUUGUUUGGUAAGAAAAAAAAUAUUUGGGAAACGGGAGAAGUGGGAGAAAUGUUUUAAACGGGAACACUUUUUACUUCAAUUGAAGUAAAAAGUGUUCCCGUUUGCGCGCGUGUAUCCUAUAUUAGUAUAUAAGAUUAAUGAAUAAUUGGCCAGCAGGUGAUUCAUCAAUCUGUAUUGCCAUCAUUCACUUAAUUUUAUGUGAUAAUUUGAUAUUGGGCUAGGCGCGAGCAUAUGAAUUACGUGGCCAAUGUAAUAAAAGUGUUGAUGUGACAACACCACGCAAAUUUAUUAUUUGCAGUUAUAUAUUAUUUUGGUCGCCAUUAUUUUGGUCGCGACAAAAUGGAAACCAGGCUGAGACGUGAUUUUUUCAUAACGUGACUACAUGAAUUAUGACCAGAGUCUUUUUGUGUAACUGUGAUGUAUCCAAACUGUAAAGAAAGUGUUUGCCCUGACAUUUGAAUUUUUUUAAUUUCAGGAAAGUACAUGCAAAUGAUGAAUGUUUUGAAACCUAUCGCGUUUGAUGUUGUUAUUUGUGUUUCGCAGCUUUUUGACUAUUAUCUCUUUGCUGUAAGUACGUGAAUCCUGAUAUUGCAUUUGAGACAUGAAAUAUAAAAUUGUUUUACUUUCGCCAUAAUUGUGUUACUAUGUAAUGAAUACCGGAUUGGUACGCGUGUGCUUUCGAAGAGCUGGUAUACAUCUAUAGAAAGUGUAAAAAUUGUAUAUCGAUUUGCAACUGGUGUAUUAGAACGCUUUAAACAACCAUCUUUAAGCCUGGUUCACAUAUACCUGCGGCAUGCCUGCGACUAUAUCAUUAUGCCUCUACUUGCCGCCGAAAUACCGGCAAAGUUGAACUCAACUCAACUUUCCCGGCCUACCGCCGAUGUAACUGUGGCACUGGAGGCAAUCGGCGAACAAAUGUUCACAUAAUUUACGUUUUAAAGCUACUACCGGCAUCGUCGCAGGUACGUCGCAGGCACGUCGCAGGCACAUAUGUGAACCAGGCUUUAUUUAGUGCACGCGUAAAAAUCUCACAGCUUGUCAACAACAUGUGUUCGCACUGCUUGUUCUCAGGUGUCGACAAGUGUGGAACAAGUUGUUAUCAUUGUUGUUAUCAGUUUCAAGGUUGAUGAGACGAACAGGCUCGAAACAAGUUGUUUGAACAAGUUUGAUAUUGUCUGCACGUUGUUAACAAGGUGAUGACAACAAUCUCGUAACAACUUGGCUCAUGGAACAACUUGUAGCAAGUCUGUUACCAUUAGGAAGUUUAAGCUUCACGUUUCCGGGAACGGAAAACGACAGGUUCGAAUUUUCUUCGCAAAACUUUCGUUGAACGUUUUCGUUUCAUAUUUUAUUUCUUGCGUCAAAAGAAUAAUUAUGUAUUUCAGUUUUUUAUGUGUGUUAAAUAUUUCCGCGCAAAGGACAAGAUAUCUGUUUUCUUGGGCUAAGAACCGAAAUUUGGCAUUAAAAAAUGAGAUAAAGUCCCUGGAAAGCAAUAGCAACGUACUCGUCCGGAAAAAUUUGUUAUUCCAGAAAACAUUUUUACCCCUAAAAUGGUACACUGACCGAAAAUUUUUUGGCGACGGGGGGGAGGUUGUUCUCCGGAAAAAAAAUUUUCCAGAAAAAUUUUUUUGAUAGGGGGGGCCAAAAAAUUUUUCAUUGCCUGGCGUUUGCCGUUUCAUUGCCGUAUACCGCGAAGCCUAAACUCCCUAUUAUCAAUACCUUGUAACAAGGUGCAUGACAACAAACACAACAACUGGAAACAAGCAGUGCGAACAAAUCCUCGGUGUUAGCAAUAGGAUUUUAGAUUUUUGGAGUGUUUCUAAAUUUCCAGGGUGUGUACCUGCAUGCCAAUUACCCAUGAGAAUAGCUAAAUGCACGGUUCCAGUUAUGCUCAGAAACAUUAGACUAUGCCUGUGGUUAUUCUGAUGCGACCAAAUGCAAGACCUACAUAUAUGCUCAUAUUCCAUUAUGAGGACUCUUAUUCUAUUUCGUCACCAAUAUACAGUUGCCAUUACACGCCUGUAUCCAUCUAAACAUAAAAACCUCAACGAUCACUUUAUCAAUUUUCACAAACUAAAUUGCACAAAUUUAUAAAUAUAGGAGCAAAUUCUGUCUGUUAUAAGUAGCAACACUCUAUUUAUAAGCCUAUACGGCUUUGUAUAAAUAUCAAGCCAUGCCAUAUUUUUCCCUUUCUUGCAUGUCAUGCUAACAUCUUGUCGUGCUAACACGACCUUUUAGCUAAGACCCUGAUCAUGUGUACAGUCAAUAGACACUGAAUUAUCUUGAAUUGUUUACUCUCACGCAGGUUCAAAGAUUUUUCUGUCCUAAUGUUAUGGUAAGUUGUGGUUUAUUUGUGAAUUACUUGUCAAUAUUUUUCAAAGGUGGGCGCUCUCAUAUAACUAAUUUCAUAAAUUAUACGGAGAUUUUUGUAAGUACUGUCAAUAUAGAAAUGUUAAAGAUUACAGCAUGUGAGGUGUUCGUCCCCCUGUGAAGGAUUUGCGCAAAGGAUUUAGCGAAACUUGUGUGCUUUUAAUAAAUAUAGAUAUAGUGUUUUAAAUUAUUAGAGUUAAAACAUGAUCUAAUAAAUUCAAUAUCCUUUAUUUAAAGGUUUAUGGCAAUGAAAGUUAAACUUGUCUCAUUUGAUAGAACUUUCAAACUUCUAUAUUUUUACCGACUUUUGUUAUUAUUAAACAAACGGUUUCAUAUCUUCUUGAAAACAAUGUGCUGUCUGCCAUCUUGGAUUAUAGUUUUUGAUCUUAUUAACGAUGGUUUUAGUGACGUCAAAAGCAGGGUUAGCAUGCAUAUAAAACCACUUCCGGGUUUCCAAAUAACAUUUAGUAGAUGGUUAAAAUGUUGUCAGUCAAUUUGGUAUUUGAAGUAGUGACCGAAGCACAGACCGAAGUAUAAUUUUGGGCUCAUAAUGACCAUUGCAUAUCUGUGUAAAAUAUAUGCGCAGCUGUGCUUGUGACGUAUCCACAAUAAUUCAAGAUGGCAGACAGCUAAACCUAUUUGUGACGAUUUCAAUUUUCAGUCAAAAUAUUUCGACAGCUAAACAACAAUGAAGAAUCUGUAAAAAGGGUUUUACUGUUUAUAAAAUAGAGAUUUUUAAUUUCUGCGUUUUGACUGGAAUGCAGAAUGAAUCUUAUUAAGGUACAGUAAUGUAUAGGCACUAUAUAAAUAUCAUCACUAUCGUUAUGUUUUUGAUAUUUGGUGUUUUAGGAUGAAUCAAAGACGCCAGAUCUCAGCACCAAGUUGUUUACAUCUCUUAAACGUAUUAAGGAAAACUUAAUUAUAGACGUAAGUGCAGCACUCCCUGUUAUUUGGGUUCCACCUUGGUGUUGAUACCCGACACUCAAGUUAAAUAUAAAUUUAAACCGAUGAUUUACUCUAUAUAUUCUAUAUAUUGAAAUGAAAUGAAAAAUAUUAUAUAAUUUAACUACAUAACUUGAAUUUAUUUAGGACUACUCAUCAUCUGACGCCACAGCUGGUGAUGAUAUGAGGGUAUGUAAUGCACCUUUUCGAGGUUCGUGACGUUACCUUGCCAAGUGGGGAAAACGCAAUAGAGCAACAAUACCAUGACCCAAGGGACAAGUUUCUAUUGGGAUGAAGCAACGGUUUUACCAUUGUGGUACCCCCACUUUGCCAGAAGGCAUCGCGAAUCCCGAAGAGGCGUAUUGUAUAGUUCAUUCAUUAUAGUUAUAGCGCAUGCUUCGACCCAUUCCAACAUUGUUCGUCCAGAGUGAAACCUGACCAACAUCAGCCAAUAUUACCAAACACAAUGUUCAAACAGAUCUGACAAUAUUGCAUCCAACAUAUUGCAUUCAAAAGUCUUUGUUAUACAAAUGAAAAUGCCCUUUAGCAUGGGGAAUUAAAUUCUUUGCAUGGUAAGCUAAAUUCGUCGCAUAGCACCUUGCAUACUAAGACGUUGUUCAUAUAGAGCCGGGCUUGCCCGGUUAACUGGAAUGAUUCAUUUAAUAAAGCUCUUAUCACGCUUUGAUAAACAUCCAAAAUGUUUAUCAACUUGGUUUGAUUCCAAUAUAAAGUUUAUUCAAACGAUCUUUUACGGUCAGGAAAAAAAAUUCGUGACGGGUUCAUCCCUGCUGGCCAGACUCGUAUGAACAGCUCAUAGGAACAGCUCCUAACAGUGCUAUCCAGUCACGCUCCAGCGAACGGAAUGUUCCAUUGUCUUCUCAUUGUUUUGAUAAUCUCAUUGUUCUCCACACCAUCCGCUCAUUGAUUGUUUCGACUAAUUUUAGUAUUUACAAAGGAGUAAUUGGUUAUAUUUUCAGGUGCCUUCUCCAUGUCUUUCUCCUUUAACUCAAUUAGACAAAGUGGAAGGAUUGUUUGGACUAUCUGAAAGAAUUAUCGCCACUGAAUCAUUGUAAGUACAACGUAUUCCAACCAUGUAUCGUAUUUCACCUCGAUCUACUCCCAAUUUCAUUCAGUCUUUCGACAAUCAUGCCACGUAUACAUUAUUGGCCUGGCAGCCUGGGUAAUUUAGAUUGAAGGCAACACCGUAAUUUUAUAUUAAUUUUUCUGGUAUCUUUGAGGAAGGGGUUAUUGGAGAGGGCGGCUAUUAUUUAUUUAUAUGCACGAUACAAUGUAUGUUGAGCAUUGGAAAUAUGAUCAAAACACAGAUGCUUUUGUACGUGUGAAUAGGGGAGCUUAAUAGAGAGAGAGGGGUGGCUUAAUAUAUUUCACCUACAAAGGAGGCUUAUUAGAGAGGGGACUUGUUUGAGCCCUCUCAAUAAAUAGAGGAGGCUUAAUAGAGAAGGAGGCUUAAUAGAGAUGGAGCGAAAUAAAUUUUCGUGAUGCUUUGGUUUACGAAAGAGCAACAACAACAAUACUGUACAAUAAUGAAUGAUUGCUUAUUUUCAUUUUCAGAGUAUUUUUAGCAAAGCAAUUUGAAUCCUUACAGCCUCAUUUAGAAUCACUUAUUCCAAUGGCUAAGAGGGCAUUUCUCUCUCAGUUUUAUUCUCAGGUAAGAAUGUAAGUUUUCAUUUGAGAGUAAUUAGAUUAUUUUUACUUGCUUUGUCGUUACACCCGUUUUCAAAAUAAAGCGACAGCUGAGAUAGAGAGCUUUAGAUUUUACUACAGUAACACUACGCGAUGUGUUGUUUACGCAUGCUCGCCAUCUUCUUACGCCAUUAUGUACCCUCUACAAUCUCGUAUAGUAGAUGCUUGUUUUACUAUACAAGAGACUUUUUAAGUAUCCCGCGUUGCCAAUACGGAGAAUACGGUGUAUCCAAAUAAACGAAUCUUGUAGUCGUACUCGUAGUAAAAUCUAAAACAUUCUGUUAUCUACAUGCAUGCAGGCUUUAUGUUAAUCCGAAAUUCAAACUUCUUACAGCUAGUUAUGUAACCAUCAAUUAUUCUCAAGAUUUUAGUGAUAAUUAUUACAAAAUUUAAGAAAAACAAAAUAUUAUAUAACCGCUAUAUAGUCCAGCGCAAGGGAUUUUGGUACACAGUUACAUUGUUCUUUUUCAAACUUUCAAAGUCAUUCACAAAAUAGAUUAAUGUUGUGAAUUGUGAUGGUUUGUUGUUUCUUUUUAUUUUGUAUAACGUUUAGCCUGCAUAGCGGGAGGGGCGAGAAAUAGGUAUUAAAUACGGUAUUAAAUUAAAACACGAUAUCAAUAAUAUUAAUGAUGUGUACAAAGAGUUUAAAACGUUAAACGUAUAUUCCAGACUGUUUCUACGGCGCAUGAAUUGAGAAGACCAAUAUACCAAGCUGUUGCUGGCAGAGUGGUUGAUUUCAACAUGGUAAUAUCUUAUUUUUCGAUUUUAUAAAGAUAAAUGUAUUAUAAUUAGUGAUUAGCAAGCAAAAUCGGCUGGAGGUGCGCAAAGUAAAAUACUACGUGUAACAUAUACUUGAUUGCGUCAUGACCGAGAAAGAAGAGUUUUUUGUGACGUCACAAAAUGUAAAACUCUUCUCGGGCCAUUGAGCCCUCACCUCAGCCCUACCUAUGUCCGUAUAUUUAUUGGCAUGCAGUACUGUAGCAAUAACAGAGAGCUUAAGGAAGCGACGUUUUUGAUUCAGCCAGUCCGCUUACGAGAGGAAUUCACCCCCCCCCCCCAACCCCCUGAACAUGCACCAUUUUGAAUAUUUUCAGAGGGGUUGAAUGCCUCUCGUAAGCGCACUGGCUAGCAACAUGGCGACAGCAUUGUAACGGUUACACCAAAGUCAUAGGCAAAACCAAGAAAUCGGCCUUCUGUACAGUUCCUAUUCUGUGUCGGUGUUGUCGUAAAGGCUUAAAAGCUUUCUAGUAACAGUAAGGACGCCAAAACCAGGAGGAGCAAGGGAGCUAAAUGUGUUCUUUUCAUUUAGGGAAAUAUUUUUAUAAAAUAACAUGUAUAUAACGCGUGUUCUGAUUGGUCAAAAGCCGUGUUUGGAUCAGGCCAUCCAAACACGGAAGACUAUCGUGUUGUUGUUAUUUUAUAAAACAAUUACUUUAUGGUUUCCGUGUUUGGAUGGACUGAUCCAAACGCUUGGGAAUGUUGCUCGAGUUAAGAAAAGCGGGCAAAAUCACUCGCCUUCGGCUCGUGAUUUCGCUCGCUUUUCUUAACUCUCGCAACAUUCCCGCGUGUUUGGAUCAGGCCAUCCAAACACGGAAACCAUAAAGUAAUUGUAUAGUUACAAUUUUUAAAUAAUCAUUACGUGAAAAUAUCGCACAGCUGAGCUAUAUAAAUAAUAAAGAAAAUGGAUUUACGUUGAUCAAAUAUAGAAAAGCAUGUAGGGAAUAGUGUAGGGAAUAGUGCGUGGAAAGUGUCUGAUUAAGGUUUCGUUCCAAGCACAUGCAGGUUUUUCUACAAAUAAAAGUACGACUUUUUCAGUUAAAUUUGGAAAAUUUACUUGGUUUAGUUUGAUCUUUUUACGAACAUCCAUCAAUGGUAAUUUUUAACAUUAAAGUUCUAAUUCAGGUAAAAAUCCUUUGACACAGUACACCCCAGCUCCAGAUACUUCUCAACAUUCCUGAAUAUAUAUAAAUUAAAACGUGGCCCUCUACGGCGUCUCUCAAUAAACCAGAAGCCUAUCAGUAUAGUAGCCUGUGUACAGACUGUACAGUAUGGCUAUCAGUAGAGUUGCUUGCCUCCAACAUGUGUUUCCAGUGUGACCAGGUUUAGUACAUUUUAUUACCAGAUCCGGUUGGAUGCCCUUAGACAACCCCACCUGCUUUAAACAACUGCAACAUUAAGAACAGGAGGGGGCAGCCAACCAAUUUUAAGCAGCUUUAGUAACUGUCUUGAUUCAGAUUAUUUUCAUUGAAUCAUAUUUCAUUUGGUUUAGAUCAUUAAUUUCAUGUCAAAUGUGAAAUGGGACAUCAAGGAAAUCAUGUCAGAACACAAUACAUACGUAGAUAUGUUACUUAGAGUAAGUAUACCACAAAAGGAAAGUUCCCCUAACUACUUCCACUAAAGCCUGAAAUGUCAUGCGUUCUUCCACAUAAAUUCCACAUUAACAAUUUCCUCAUAAUGACACAGAAUGUUUAGUAUACACUAUAUACACUUAUGUGAAGUUUGGUAUCAUCCAUGAUUGAAUGCCCAUUUUAAAAUUUACAAACGAAGCAAAGUAUGUCUAAGCAGCCGUAUUCACUACACGUAUCAAAUGCAGAAUUAUCGAAUUUCCAAAUGUUGCUUUGGAUUGUCCACUACAAGUCCUUCUGCCGACGACGGACUUUCGCUCGAAACGUCGAAGUUUUACUUUAGGUAAAUGAUUUCCUCAAUUUUCUGGUGCUUUUGUCACUACGUACUUUCAACAGUAUAGUAAUAACAAAUGAAUAUUAAAUUAAUAGUACAAUCAUGUAGUUUUUGUAUGACGUUGCAGGAUGGUGUUCGGAAAUGUGAGUGUUGACUGUCGUCCCCCCCCCCCCCCAAAAAAAAAUAAAUAAAACGAGUUUUAGACAAAAGGCAUUCGCUCAUAUAUUGUACACAUGCCUCAUAUGAAAAUAUCUUUCUUUUUUAGGAAUUGCAAUUGUUUAGCAUGAGGAUCUCGCAAAUUGGCAGGUAAAGCCAGUUAGGGUUUUAUAUACAAGUUAUAAAUUGUAACACAUUUGUUACUAGCAUACAGUAUAUUUUGCUAAAAUGCUCCCGUAUCUUGUCCCGCGGCAGUUGUAUUUCACAUAAGGUCACGCUUACGUUUUUUUGUAGUUUUGUAUAUGCUUCAUAUGUGCCCCUGAUGAUUUUACUCCAUCGUCAAGGUUUGGACUUGCGCCUUAUUUUGUGUAAACUUAUUUAGAUCAAUUCCGAUUCCUAAUGAAGUGUUAACAAUUUUAUGGGAUCAUUGUACUCGCAGAGUAAACAGGUCCUUCGUUGAAGGGUAAGUUUCGCGGAGAUUUAAUAUUUCAUCUAAUCAUCCCUUCUAAUUUCCGCUGCGUCGAUAGCUUUAAGCCGGGAUCAAUUAAGCGACAAGGUUGAGAGUUGACAGUCACAUGACCUUGGUUAGGUCUUCUUAAUGCUUUCCAAACACUAUCAUGUAUUGUAUUUAAGUUGAUACGUGGUUGGAACACUCAUCAAACCUUUAUUUUGUUGAUCUUGAAAUGUCCCCGUAACAAUGCGUGCCUGCCAACUCUUAUCAACUCUCAUCCUCGUUUGACCAGGGCUUUAGGUCAGUUUUCCACUUCGAGCGUACCGUACCGAAACGUAUCAAAAACAUUUUUAAAUUUCAAAAUUUGGUGAAUGUUGAUUGGUUAAUACUUCCGUAGACCGUAGUACGACAAAAACUUGAUAACGCGAAUACACCCGGAAGUACGUGAUUUAUUAACCUCUUUUCAAUCUGCGUAUGAUCACAAUACGUUUCGGUACGGUACGGUACGGUUGUAGUGGAAAACUGACUUUAUAAUGGAUAGAGCGAACCUGAAGAACUCCGCUCAUGGCAACAAAUUUUUCGUUGUUCUCUGGAAUAUCAGAAUUAAGACGAAAAGUUUUGAUGAUCCUGUAAGAGUUACCAAUGAGGUUCUUACGAGAUACAACCGUCAAAGUUCUUUGUUACAUUUAGUUCCAGCAAUUCUUGUUCCAAGCGCCUUCAUGUUAAUAGGAAUUAUAUACCAUCUAUGAUAUUUUUGGACGAAUUUAAUUUAUUGUAUUUAGGUUUUCGUGUGCAAAGAAAUGCAGCAACGAAGGAAGAGCUCUGAUGCAAUUGGAUUUUCAACAGUUUCUAAUAAAAUUGGAAAAACUAACGUCUUUAAGGUGCUACAUUAGUGCAGUAUGUGCUGUUUAGUCUUUCUUUUGAGUGCGGUCUUUUCUCAGAAGACAGUACAGUGUCUAGCAAUAUUUUGUAGUCAAAAUCCCGUUAGCCAUCCCCUCAGGCACCUCUAUCUGUAGCAGACAGCAGAAUUGCGCAAUAUUCUAUAGAGAGUGGUAACCCGGAAACGUGAGGUUAAUAAUUGAUUGGUGCAAGUCAUAUUACCAGCACGCCCCCUCUCCUGCGUUCUUUAUUAGGUUCCUCUUGACCUGCUCUCAAUUGCCUGCGGAGGCUUAUUGGUGGCCAUGUUUCUCGUUAGUCGUUAGAGCUAAGAAACAAUGAAACGUUGAUCUGUGCAUGCGCAUACCAGUAUUGUUUUUGUCUGCGCGAUUAACACAAAGCUGUAAAGAGUGCGUCGAAACUUCGUGUUUUGACUUCGAUCAAAAAAAUGUAUUUAGCGUGGGGAAGUUGAUGCGAACUGUUUAUGACUUUCAUGUAUUGGACGCCAACUUUCACUGAAUUUCUUACUCCAGAUAUUGCAUGUACUCGUAAAAAUUUCUGACAUCAAAUGUGUUUGCAACAGGUUUGCCAUCAAACUAUGUCAAUUUCGGUAUCAACAGCAAUGCUGUACUUCAAGAAGCCGAAACCAAGCAGUACAGACAGUGGGCAUGGUGCGAACGCAACCCCUUCAUUCAUUCUACAUUUUUUACUCCUUCCAGGCCUAUUCCAGAGAAAGAAUUUGUUGAAGCAUACGUCAAAGCUUAUUACUUAACGGAACCAGAUAUGGAAAGAUGGAUCCGAGAACACAAGGUUAAUUUUAAUCUGUUGUGCAUCUGUCAAUGUCACGUGCCAUAGUGCGUGUCAUAACAUGUUGCAUCAUUGCAUUAUCAGAUAAGGAAUGGUAAUGUGUGGGUGGAUGGACGUGGUCCACCGACCCCUGUGCUUUACAGUAAGUACUUUAUCUCAAAGACUAAGUACACCUUUAAUCUUGAGUUAGUACAAUUCAGCUCACGUACGCAACAAUAAUGAUUAUAGAGUCCCAGUGAGUUACAGAUAAAAAUUGCACCCUGCAUGGUAAUGACGUAAUAAUAUAUUCGUCUUCUUUUUGUCACAGGAAUAUUCAACGAAGCAACUCACCAGUCUAGUUAACUGUGGCACAGGUUCACACUUCAGUAAGAAAGCCAAGCAACGUUUAUUAAUUGUUAUAGAAGAGACCGAGAGAUUAAGAACUCGAUGAUAUGCAUCAACAUACCUGUAAGUCAAGGCAUACUGAGACGGUCUCAAAUUUUUGUAAUUCAAAAUCCGCGCUCAAUUCAGCGGUCUAUACAGGACACGAGGGAAAUUUCGCUCCAAAGUAGUUUUAAAUUUUUUUAUGAAUUUCAACAAUUUUAGAUUUUAUAUACAUUAGCAUGUGAUCUUUGUAGUCAAAUUUUCCUCGUUUAAUUUAAUACCGGCAAUACUGCGAAUGUUCCAUUGGAUAUGAACGAGUACAAUUUUUUAUAGCAGCCAGUGCAUCCAAGCUUUUAGAUGCUUUGUUAUACUGUAAAUUAAUCCUGUUUGAAGUUGUAGUGUUCAAUACUAUAUAUAAUAGUAAUAAAACCAAAAUUGUUUCCUAUGUUCGGGAACUAU